AUGAAAGUGUACGGUUAUUUGUUAAAGCAAGAGAUUUACCAAAUUAUUUACGUGCAGGAUGUCUUUUCGCAAUAUGAAGAAUUUUUGGCUACCGUUACGAGGGUGUUCGAUCCGAAGGUGCUCUUUCUUACCGUCAUACCGAUCGUAGCCGGUCUCAGCACGACAUUGUAUUCCAAAUUACUGCUCAGUGUGCUCCUGACGGAGUAUGCCAACACAAUCGUCAAAUGGAUACUCGCAGAAGAUCGCCCGUUCUGGUGGUUAAACGAGACGAAAGAGUUCUCUUCACUGAACCGUCCAAAAAUUUAUCAAAACGAGCUAACCUGUGAACCAAGCCCGGGUAAUCCGUCCGGUCAUCUGAUGACCUCCACGACCUAUCUCUUUGUGAUAUUCUCGGUGCUAGAGGAAUAUUUCCAGAAAUAUGGAAGGUUCGCAAGGGUUUCACUGCGCACCGCGUACUACAGCACACUGUUUUUCAUCUCCAUUUCACGGAUGUAUUUCGGAUGCCACUUUCUGCACCAGUGCAUCUUUGGAAUCCUUCUCGGCAUUGUUAUGAGCAAAGUGUGCCUUUCGCAUCGGAUGGAAAAAUACAUUGCGAAGCAAUCAUGCAAGCGUAGGGUUGGAUUCGUCAUAUGCUUAUGCUUGCUAGUGAUAUCCUUGUACUGGGCCCAAAAGCUAUUGGGAAUCGAUCCGCAAUGGGCGGUAAAGAUGGCCUUCAAGUGGUGCGAAGAUCCUUUCUAUUUGAAGCCAACCACUACACUAGUGUUCAGCGCACUACGCCUUACAGGGUCAUUAUUCGCUUUGGCUGUAGUAGGACCUAUUCUAAAAGCUAAACCUCUAAACAUGAAGCUCAGCAUUCCGAUGGUGUUUGCGCUGAUGGCGUUCGAGUGGAUAGCGCUAGACUACGCGCCACGUAAUUAUGGAGUGGUUGUGUACUUUUUAUCAAGCUUCCUGCUAUACUUCCUCUUCACCUACGCCUACCUACGCUGGGUACCUGCACUUGCCGGGCAAGAGAUUCGCGUAUCACGGAGUGAUAGAAAGUCUAAAUCUAACUAAAACACUAGCGUAAAAUACAGAUGCAAGCAAAGAAACAAGCAACUGUCAAGGGACUUUUUCAAACAGAUCGCCUGUAAGCUCAACAGAAAACGCUUUUCUAAAGUGCUUUCCAUUUACUUCAUCCAUCACAUAUCAACCAAUAGCAAGGUAGCCAGGGGGACAGAUGUUUAGCUGGUCUGGAACUCAAACGGAAACAUACAAAAGCAAGCAAAUGGCACGCACAAACCGCCAACAACUAAGAAGUCUACAGUUGCCUCGCAAAAAAACACUUACUCGCCUAAACUAACGGCUGAAAUUUGUUCUCUAUCUAUACUGUACUCUCUAAAGAUGCAUACAUAAUUGUUUACCAAGGAAUUUUUCAUAAACUAUUCAAGUAAUCGCUUGU
Molecule: messenger RNA, 1438 nt
Organism: Anopheles moucheti
Lineage: Eukaryota; Metazoa; Arthropoda; Insecta; Diptera; Culicidae
Gene: G6P
Product: glucose-6-phosphatase catalytic subunit 1
Exons: 6
Coding region: 1-1053 (350 amino acids)
Biological process (GO): glucose 6-phosphate metabolic process; gluconeogenesis
Cellular component (GO): membrane
Molecular function (GO): glucose-6-phosphatase activity
Source: RefSeq, a predicted model, not a curated record